AUGGUCUGUAAGCAGGAAGCUGAGACAGAAAAGGUAGAGGACUUUAAUACUGCUAGUGGAGGUCGAGUGAGAGGAGCAGCAGACGAUAGGAGUCAGGCGAAGUGUUCUAGAAGCGGCAAUCCCAAGGUGUCGAAGCAGCCGAUCAACUGUCUCGAGAAGCUGCCUGUUCCGAGUACCAUGAUCUCGAGGGCAGCUGGGGAGGCAAGCCCUCCGGAUCUACUGGACGAUGUAAUGGCGAAGCUUUGGCGGUUUGAAAAGGGAAUAGCAGUCGACUCAUGGUCAGCGGACCUUGAUCGCAUCGCGGCUUCCAGGGCGGAAGUUGAGAACUGGAAAAAGAAGGCGACUCUCGAUGAGGCCGAGGAGUAG
This is a messenger RNA of Perkinsus marinus ATCC 50983, 366 nucleotides long. RefSeq lists its product as hypothetical. Bases 1 to 366 code for a protein of 121 amino acids. Lineage: Eukaryota; Perkinsozoa; Perkinsida; Perkinsidae. The record is from RefSeq and is a predicted model, not a curated record. The transcript has 3 exons.